This is a messenger RNA of Austrofundulus limnaeus, 2005 nucleotides long. It is a transcript of the gene tada3l, whose product is annotated as transcriptional adaptor 3 (NGG1 homolog, yeast)-like. The record is from RefSeq and is a predicted model, not a curated record. Gene Ontology annotation, cellular component: SAGA complex. The coding region runs from base 429 to 1712 and encodes 427 amino acids. Gene Ontology annotation, biological process: regulation of transcription by RNA polymerase II. Gene Ontology annotation, molecular function: transcription coactivator activity. Lineage: Eukaryota; Metazoa; Chordata; Actinopteri; Cyprinodontiformes; Rivulidae. The transcript is spliced from 9 exons.
CGUUAUUUAUGGCUGUUUUGUCAUUGAUUAUUUUGAUAUUUAAAACUUUUUAUGUACCUUAAACACAAUAAAUAACUAUUUUGUAUUGUACAAAAUAGAUAUUUAUUAUCAAUUUGCAGAUUUAGUGUAAAAGUAUUUAUGUAGUUGCGCCUUGACAGGAAAUGGUUUGUUCUGAUGAUACCAAUCUAGUCCGGGUGGCUGUUAUGGCUGAAAUUUAUCUAAUUUAACCCAGUUAUUUCAAAUUGGUUAAUUUAUUCAGCGACUUCCAGAUAAAUGAAAUACGUAUUGAAUGUUUUUAUUCAGUUUUAGAAAGGCACACGUUUAUUUUAAAUACAUUUUACGCGCCCCUCUCAUCGCAAUGGUUUCUCCCAUCAUGGACACUUUUCUCUGACGAUUGACCWGGCACUGACAGCCCACCACACCACACCAUGAGUGAGCUGAAGGACUGCCCUCCGCUGAAAUACUACGACUUCAAGCCUGUGGAGCAUGUGAAGUUGUGUCCCCGGUACACGGCUGUGCUGGGCCGCUCAGAGGACGAUGGCAUCGGCAUAGAGGAGCUGGACACCCUGCAGCUGGAGCUGGAGACUCUGCUGUCCUCCGCCAGCCGCCGCCUCCGAGCCCUGGAGGAGCAGAGACAGAUCCUCACAGACUGGCAGGACAAGAAGGGAGACAAGCGCGUUCUGGGUAAGGACCCAGACCCUGCAGCCCCAUCCCGCCACAAAACAAAGAAGCAAAAACAGGACAGCAAGGGAGGACCGGGUCCGGGUCCCGGAAGACCCAAAUCUAAACUCAUACAGCCCAAAGUACAAGAGUAUGACUUUCCAGAUGAUCCACAAGAUAUUCCCCGCGCUCCUAAAAAUGAUGCUCCCAACAGGUUCUGGGCGUCAGUGGAGCCGUACUGUGCUGAUAUCACAAACGAAGAGAUCCGGCUACUGGAGGAGCUUCUGAAACCUCCAGAGGACGAGGCUGAGUAUUUCAAAAUCCCGGCGUUGGGGAAACGUUACUCACAGCGUUGGGCUCAAGAGGACYUGCUGGAGGAGCAGAGGGAAGGAGUACGAGCCAACGACAAGAAGAAGAGCCUGAUGGGAGGACCGCUGUCAGAACUGGAUGCGAAAGACGUGGACUCGCUGCUGAAAAAGUCAGAAUCCCAGCAUGAAUCACCAGAAGACGGGUGUCCCUUUGGUCCUCUCACUCAGCGUCUGCUGCAGGCCCUCGUAGAGGAGAACAUUAUAUCCCCCAUGGAGGAUUCACCUAUACCAGACAUUUCAGGAAAGGAUGGUAACGAUGGAGCAGGGACGUCUCCUCGAAGCCAAGGGAAGGCUUUCAGUGUUCCUCACACGCGCUCCCUGGAGGCACGGAUUAAGGAGGAGCUGAUAGCCCAGGGGCUGCUGGAUUCCGAGGAGAGACCUGGACAAGGGGGGGACUCUGAGGACGAGGUCCUGGCAGAGCUGCAGAAGAGGCAGGCUGAGCUCAAAGCCCUCAGCGCCCACAACAGGUCCAGGAAGCAGGAGCUGCUCCGGAUGGCCAAGGACGAGAUGCGCAAACAGGAGCUGAGGCAGCGGGUGAGGGUGUCUGACAACGAGGUGAUGGAGGGCUUCAGGCGGAUCAUGGCAGCCAGGCAAAAGAAACGCACUCCCACCAAGAAGGAGAAAGACCAAGCCUGGAAGGCUCUGAAGGAGAGGGAGAGCAUCCUGAAACUGUUGGACAGCUAGAGCCACGGUUCGGUUUGUUUGUUAUUGAAGUGUUGACAGAUACCUUCCUCAUCGUUUUACAGUUGUCCUGCAGUCUGAGCUGGAUUAACGUCAUGGUUUUAAUGGUUUGUAAACACUCAUUUGUUCCACAACAUUCAGUAUGCAUCUCUUUUUUUAACUCUUUGAUUUUUUUUUAUAUAUAAAUUGCCGUUUUGUUUACAAAUGUGACGUAAAAUUUGUGUUCUGCAGUUUUUUCCUCUCAUUCUGAAUGACAGAAACCUAUUCAUGUAAUAAAUAUCACAUUUGCUGUUGCU